Molecule: messenger RNA, 8919 nt
Organism: Nasonia vitripennis (jewel wasp)
Lineage: Eukaryota; Metazoa; Arthropoda; Insecta; Hymenoptera; Pteromalidae
Product: transcription factor GATA-4
Exons: 8
Coding region: 5137-7191 (684 amino acids)
Biological process (GO): cell fate commitment; positive regulation of transcription by RNA polymerase II; negative regulation of transcription by RNA polymerase II
Molecular function (GO): RNA polymerase II cis-regulatory region sequence-specific DNA binding; zinc ion binding; DNA-binding transcription factor activity, RNA polymerase II-specific
Source: RefSeq, a predicted model, not a curated record
UUGAAAAAUCGUUUAUUUAUAAACAUGUACAAAAAUUAUACACUCUGUCGAUCGGUUAUACCGAUUUCAUAUAUUAUCCACGUAGAACACACUGUGUAAGCAGAAACUAGCGCAAGAACGUUAUACAACGCAAAAAGCGAAAAAUCGUGCGAUUCGAGUUCGUUUUUUUUUUUUUAACGACGAUGAGUAUGUUAUGGAAGGUCCGCACGAACUACCGAGCCGAUGAUGGUCCGCGAGUCACUGAGUCCGGAGCGUCGGGGAUGAAUAGCCUGUGUGUAAUGCACAGAGAUACGUGUACGUGCAGUGGAUUAUCGGAACGACGAUAAGACCGCCCCUGCAGUUUGCUCGAUUUAUGCAUGUGUUAUGUGUGUGUGCGACGAUGCAAUAGUCGCGCACCUCCGUAUUUAUUAUCGCCGCUGUGGCCUAUAUACCGCUGAGAGGCACUUUUCUCUUGCGGACUUCUUUUUGCUGUGCGCAGAGUUGAGAUUGGCGUUGAAAAUUUAGGUAUCGGUUAUCGAUUAAUCAAGAUUUUCUUCAUAGUUUUAUUAUUAUUUUUUUUUUUAAUAGGAUCAUUUCACGCAUAAAGCAUUGAGUCAGUGUACACAACAAUGGCGCUUUAAGCCCAAACGCACAUCUUUCAAAUUUUCAUCACCCACUUAUACAGCACACGUUUAAAAAAAAAAUAAAACGACCUGACAAGUGCGUAUCCCGAACAGAUUUAUGAAUGAACUCUCAAAGCGAUCGCACGUGUGCCGGCGUCGAUGUCGAAUUCUUAUACAGAGACUCUUUCUCUCUUACUCUCUCGAUUGUUUUUAGGCGCUCGAGCUCCGGCACCUCAUAUAACAUUCCGGACCGCUGUUACACUCGUUCGAUUCAUGAACGAACGCGCGACGUUUAAAAAAAAAAAAAGAGGACCGUGACGCACCGUCGAUGACGAUUUUUUUUCUCUGUUUUGCAAUUCGGCGAUGAAAGUGAGAGCCGCUAAUUAUUAUGUUUCGAUUAUGUUAUUGUUUGGUUCACGAGUGCGGCAGGAUGUUUUGACUUUUGCGCGAGACGGAGGUGUGUAUGUAGAGGUAUAAUACCGGGAGAUUCGUAGAAUUGGGGGUGUGUGCCGCGUGUGGUAAAAUAAAAAAUUUGUGCCUUUAUAUACUAUCUUUUAUUUUGAGAUAAUAUAUACAUUAAUUAAACUGAUUCGAGAGCAUCAUAUCGAAGCGUAUUAUGUAAGUACAGUGUAACAAUGCGAUAUAAAUUAUCGCGAGUCUGUGUAUACGCGAAACGUAAAUGUUUAAACAAUAUCGCUCGAUAAUUGCCAAUACGCGUGUAUUAACGAGUGGAUUAGGAGCAUUUAGAUAAAUUCUAAUCGUACGAUGAGAUAUAAAGUGAGACACAUAUUUAUAAACGAUUUAUUUUCAACGACUUAAUCGUAUACUUAUUAAGGAUAAUCGAUUUUUUCGUUUUUCCGGUCGAACUCGGCACGUGAUUGUACUUAUACACUGUGUGAGUUGAAAAGAAAAUUAUUAUCGCGCUAUACUCGGAUAUUUUCUGGUAAUCCUAGUAUUUAUGUCUACUGAUAAUAAGUUUUUUCGUAUCAAUCUUGCGAACGAUAAUAGGAUUUUUCGCCCAUUACUAUUUUUGCACUAUUCAAUCGAUUCAUAACAAAUAUUCGAUAAGGAAAGUUUCUCACCACCAGCAUCAUCAACUGCUGACUAAUACGUGCUGCGCUUGAGGUCACUUGAUUUCUUAAUCGAUCUUUUGUAUAUAAUCACGCGUGAUUAUAUAGAUCGUGAUCUAUAGAUCAUUGGAAAAUAAUUUGCUGAAUGCUUGCUUAUAGAAUGAGCAUCAUAAAUUUUGGAUAAUUAUUUUCAUAUUUAUAGUACUGUAUAAGAAAGUCGCACAUCUUCGUUUAUUUUUCAUCGAAUAAAACGUUCGAUCGUUAAAUUCAAAGAGAUUACGACCGAUGAGUAGUUUUUAAAAAGUCCGGGGUCGACGAAAGUCAGGGAUCACGUAAACCAGAGCAUUAAAUCAUUCGAGCUAUAUAUACUUCUCUCGAUGCCUCAAGUGUCCCUUUAUGUGCGUGCGUCUUUGAAAAGCGCUUUUUCUUCUCGAGCGCGCGCAGUCAACCGAAGAGAUAAAAAAAGCCGAAAAGGGUGUGAUAGAGACGUCGUGGUUGGACGGAUUCGAUGGCUUAUCAGUUUUUGGUGAACGAUUUAUAUAUAACAAUUAUUCUUACUUAUUCGUAUAUUGUUAAUAAAAAUAUUCAUAUACAAUUAGCUGAAAUCUAGGCUCGCUCGGCGCACACGAGGACACUUUUAUGCUUGACCUCUAUACAAACUACACUACGAGUUCCAGAAAGGAAGUGGUUCGAGCCACAUCCCGCAUUGUGAAAGAGUCGCCUUGUUCGAAAACCUUCGCGACGCCGCUGCUGAAUUAAAAAUAAAAUUCUUCUUUUUCUCCAAUUAAAUUAUGAUGCUUACUGGUAUACAGUUUUAAAACUCAAAUAAUUUUAGAAUUUCCUAUAUAUAUAUAUAUGAGCCACACAGAAACGCAAUGUAACGCGGAGACGAUCGAAGCGAACAAAGAAUCCACGGGAUGUGGGAGGAGAAGCCGUCGGUAGACAGUAUGCACACAUAGACAGCGAGGACGAGUUGGGAGGAGAAAGGAUUCCUCAAAAUGGCGCUCUGCCAGUAGCAGCUGGCGAAUGUUUUAUACCGAGAAGCCGAUCGAGCCUAUCGUAGGCCGCUCCGCCUUUCGUGAAUAUCCUUUGAAAUUUACCCUCUUUACAAUAAAUAAUUAUUUGCGCAAUUUCCUCGUUCACCGAGAGUAAACAUCGUAAUUUAUAAUUUCGAUGACUAAGAGAGUUCGGUUUAUCAAAACACAUCGCUCGAUCCAACAACUACUGUACAGACGCAUAAACGUCCCACUUUCCGGUCGGUCUCUGCCUCUCUUUUUCGGUCUUAUCUCGUCUAUUGCGCAUUUUAACUCUCGACCAUAUACGCCCUUCUACGGUGGCAUCGUUACUCAAGUGUCCUCUCUUCCCUCUCUCGGUUUUCCACUUUUUCCACGAGACCUUUAUCGCUUUUUAUUCGUUCGCUCGUUUUUUUUUUUCGAGAAAGAUAUUCCGUGUGCAGGCUGAUAAGACUCUAUAUGUAUACGCCAUGUCAGCUCGGACUGAUGCAACUGAGCGAUCGUAAAACUGGAAGAGUAAUGAUCGUCGUUGGAAUCGAUGAUAAGCGCUUUUUUUUCGCGGGUUUUAACGAUGAUCUUCAGAUAUAUCCCACUGAUAGUUUCUUCUUUUUCGGAAAUCGUUAUUCAAAUUUCUGUGACGUUGUACGCCUGCACGAGUUACAACGUUAAAGUAUUUUUAAAUUUUUAUCAAACUCAUUCCAAUGGAACUGUAUAUCGUACGUUAUACGUUUUAUACGAAUGGUCUAGCAAAAUGUUUUUCAACUCAUGACUACUGUGGGUAUUAUUUUUCCUCGUAAAUAUUUCGUAAUAAAAAAAAAAAAAAAAUAGCUGCGCUCGUAUAAUGCAGCAACUUUAAAUAUUUCCAUUUAUGCAAAUUCCGUGCACUAUGCGCUUACGCAAGAUGUUGCUACCAGCAUAUGUAGAUACUAUAAUAAUAGAAAUGAAAGCAUAAGUUGGUAGCUAUUUUUCCGGAUAAAAAAAAAAUUAAUUUUUCUCUUGUUAAUUCUAUCCUACAUAAUAUUUUAACUCGGCUACAGCUCGCGCUAUACUGUGUGUGGUGCAAAAAAGUAGAACAAUUUUAUUACGCACCGCAGCCUAUGACUAACUGCUUCUACUUUUUAAUUGCCAUAACAACUCGCCUCUGGGCUAUUACUAUUACUUACGUAUAGGUUGUACUUUAUUCACAACUAUUAUAAACAAUGCAACAGGCAUAUUUGUUGAUAAAAUAAUUUAUUUUUAACUUUUUCAAAAAUUCAUUCAAUCUUUCGACUAUCGAAAGUAGCUCGUACUCUUUAAUCCCAAGCGCACCUGCACGUUUUUCCAAAUACCUCGACGAACAAAAGCAUCGCGAGCGAAAGAGAGAGAGAGAGAGAGAAGUAAAAAAAUCCCGUCGCGUAUAUGUUUACUCUUUCUUCCACUAGUCUCGACUCUAGCACUCGCUCGCUAUACUGUAUACACAAAAGGCCGCGUUGUGGUCCGUAGCGGUGAAAUUCAUCGCGUCACGGAACUUUUUUCUUUUUUGCGCCAGCAGCAGCAGCAGCGGUAGUAAGAGCCGAGAGCGUUAUUGUUUUCCCGCGCGCGAGCGAGAAUUUCCUGAAACGCAAGCUCUCUUAUGGAAAUCGUGUGUAAUAUCCCGCGGGUCGCAAGUGUAGUUUCGUUUCUACCGUUUCUUCUUCUGCGUCUCGUGUACUGGACUUGCUGCUGUGCAGAGGGCGAGGUGCUGUAGCUUGUUCUGCAGUACCGGACUACCCAAGCACCACCGAGCCGACGAAUCAGCCCCUCCGUCCCACCACCAACAGCAGCAUCACGACAAUUCCAUCGGAUCACCAGCUACUAGAAAGCGGUAACAAACCCGAGGAAGAGGCGGUCGUGACUGUGGGCGUGUCGUCGGGGGCGUGCACCGAGCUGGAGGCGAAAAAUGGCGUCGGGAACGACGAGCAGUUAGACGCUAACCGCUACGACGACGAGGUCGAGCAUCAGAGCUGUCCCAACGACGAGGAGAGUCGCUCUUUGCUGGAAGUUGGUCUCGCUGGUCUUACGCAGAGACGGUUCGAGAACGACCACGGGGAUCACGGCGACGAGCAACGGCUCUACCUCACCCCCGCAUCACCGCAGUACCCACCAGCGCCAGCAGCAUCAACCCUCGGGGAGGAGUCUCAGCCCCACAACCCAUCAGAGGAUCAUCAUCAGCAGCCACCACAGCCUCAUCAUCGUCUCGUCUCUCAAGACAACAACAUCAUCAUCUCUCCUUCAGCGCAGCAUCACCCCCACCAAAGCUACGCCAACAGCAGCAGCGGCGGCAGUACAGUAGAAGAACUAGGGGCGGGAGAGUUAGUCCCUGCUUCCGCAGUAGUUCCCGAGGGAGGGGAUAGCUUGCGGCAACGGCGGCGACGGCGGCGACACAGCGACGAGCUCUCAGUCCCGACGGAAGGGAAGAGCGCCGGCAGUCACAUGCCUCUCGUGCUCGCGAUGCACCGCUACGGAACCGAGGCUCUCUCCCCGGCAGCCAGCUCUGACCACCACAGUCACCACCACCACCAUCACCACCACUUGAGCGCUGGUGAGCAGCAAGUUAUCGCUCGUCACCUCGAGGAACAGCAGCAGCAGCAGCAGCAGCAGCAGGAACAGGAGGACGUCGACAGGGUGAACGGUAUCACGGCAGCGAUGAGGGGCGCCAGGGGCGAGUUCAACCUGAACGUCCUCUUCCCCGGCAUGUCGAGCAGUGCCGGUAACCACCACCACCACCAGCAGCAGCAGCAGCAGCAGCAUCUCGAGGAGGUUCUCCACGACGAGUCGGCUUACCUGCAGAUUCGCACGUCGAGCGAGGGUGUGUCACCGGUACCGGUGAGGACGGCCAGUUCCCCCGGUUCCAGCAGGAGUCCUCACGAGGAUCACCAGCAGCAGCAGCAGCAGCAGCAGCAACAGCAGCAGCAGGAGCUGUCCUCGCCACACAGACACAACGACUCGGGCUACAGUCCCAGUCAGGAUCAGGGACGGCUGCAGAGCUUCACCCAUCUGACGACGAUGCAGCCGACCGUCGUGGUGAACCACCUCCAGGAGGUCGACAGGGUCCAGCCGGACCAGCUCUACAUCGAGUCCAUCUACGCGCACCAGCAGACGGCCGCUCAUCACCACCACCAGGACCACGAGGGAAACUCACCCCACUCGCCCACUGCUCCCAGUUCGUCGUUGUAUCGCAUGACCGGAGUCGGUGGCAUCGGAGGUGGUACCGGAGCCAGCUCUGGCUAUCCGCUCUACGUCAACCCCGCCGAGCUUACGCCCACUACCCAGCAGCUCUGGUCUUCUCAAGUACCAUCUCUCUCCGGCGGCCUGCCCUCGAUGUCGGAGGACUACGGCGUGAGCAAAGCGCCGACGGUGAGUCACCAGAGUCUCCCGCCGUUCAGCACGCGCUUCCCUCGUUAUUCGCCGCCCUACACGUCCCAGCACGGUAACACCGCUGCCGACGUCGCCGCUGGCUGGCCGGGUUACGCUCCUACGGCCGAAUCGGCACUCAGCUCGCAAUACGCCGCCGCCGUUACGUCGUCCACUGGACGAGGAAGACAGUCGGGAUCCAGCGCUGUGGUCAGCAAUCCGCCCAGCCAGGCCCAGCAUCAACUCAGCGCUGCUGCCAGCCUUUCAGCCAUGCACAACAUCGAAGCCGAGUACUUUACCGAGGGCCGUGAGUGCGUGAAUUGCGGCGCAGUCUCGACGCCGCUCUGGCGGCGCGACGGCACAGGCCACUACCUCUGCAACGCCUGCGGCCUCUACCACAAGAUGAACGGCAUGAAUCGGCCACUGGUUAAGCAAUCACGGCGUAUGUCGGCCUCUAGACGCGCCGGACUGUCCUGCAGCAACUGCAAGACCACGACCACCUCGCUGUGGCGUCGCAAUGCCCAAGGCGACGCUGUCUGCAACGCCUGCGGGCUGUACUUCAAGCUCCACGGCAUCAACAGGCCGCUCACCAUGAAGAAGGACGCCAUCCAGACUCGCAAGCGCAAACCCAAGAACAUGAAGAUGACCGACGCGCCUAUCAACCACAACGCGUCGCCUGUCUGUGGAUUGAACAACAACAACAACAACAACAAUAACAAUAACAAUACCAAGCUGAAGCUCGAACUCGAUCACCACAACGACCUGCGCUACGCCUCGUCGCAGCCGUCGUACGUCUCCAGCCUGUACAGCCAGCCUCAAACCACUCGGGUAUCAGCCAUCUCUUACCAGUCGGGGAUGUCCAACAUCUAUUACGACGUGAUGAGCCAACAGCAGCAGCAUCAACAGCCCCAGAAUCACAUGCUGGAGAACCACCACUCGCCAAAGGUCGAGUGCCCGUCGCCUCCGUGUGCCACGCGUUCUCCAGUCCUCGGCUCGGCUGGUCACUCUCCUGACCAUCACCAGAUGGCCUCGUCGCCGCACAUCGUUCCGCUCAACAACUCGUCGCCUGGUCCCGCGGGAAAACUGCUCAUCGAUACCAUCGAACGGCCCACCGUUGUCUCGAUAUCGUCAUAGACGGGGAGAGAUCGGUUGGAAUCACACUGUGUGCUUGCGUGUGCCUGUGCGUGUGUGGGAUUUUAGCAGAACGUUUUUUUUUUAUGAAUUUUCGAAAAUUUGUAUCUCUUCAUCAUGACACACUCCUAUGACUUUGUAUACGGAGAUUUAUUUUAGUUUUCUUUGACGAGUCUUUCAACCGAUCAGUUUUGUACAAAUCUGUACAUCUUGCCGAACUUAUAUAUGGUUUCUUUCAUAUAUUGUUUUAUUGUACUGAGAAUGUAAAACGCUGCACAAUAAUCUAGAUACACUAAAUGCGGGUGUAUGAAUCAUCUAAUUGAGAUGUUAUUUCUCGUGUAAAUAUAAGAGUGAAGCAUCGUUGCUCCGCACUGCAGAUUCGCACGAAUCUCGAUGAAUCUCGAGUUCGACAUUGGGCCAAGGCCAGUUACGUCUAGUUCAUAGUUAGGCAUAAGUAAGCUCGUAGCAUUACAAGUCUCCAUGAUUAUAAUAACCGUAGUUUUAUCUCCUCUUUUGUGUGUGUGUAUAUAUAUAUAUAUAUACACACACACACACUUCAACUGAAUUAUCGAUUAUAUUAUAGAUUAUAUAUUUUUUCUUCUGCAUACACACAAGCGUUGAUUGAUCUGUAAUUUUAGCUGACUUUUAUCCUUGUUGAAUAUUGAUCGUUUUAGCGAAGAUAGUAUGAAGAGUCGAUAUUGCGAAAUUGUUCCAAGUGCGUUUUAACGACUGAGUAAAACAAAAUCGUGCCUUACCGAAGGGACCAAAAACUACUGUAUGAACGCGUGUAAAUCGUAAAAGCAAUUUUUAAUAUCGAGAGUUUAUUUAUUUAGAGACAUAUACAGGCGUAUACAGUGUAGGCGCAAUUUUGAAGUAUACUAACGUGUUUUAUGAUUUUGUAAUACUUACAAUUGCGCGGCGCCAAGGGUUUUUUUUUUUGUUCGCGGCGUGACUUUAGCAAAUGUUCUUGACUUUAUUAUUGGAAUAAGAUUGACCAAUGUUUUUCAUGCAUAGAAUUUACUAGCUAUAAUAAUGUAAAUAUACAUAGUUUUUCCUCUUGUAUAGAUAAGGCUUGAAUAUCGGAGUCGUCAAUCUGCAUAACUUGCCAGCGAUUUUCAACCUAUGUAAUGUAUAAUUUUACGAACUAGUUUAACUUAUAAUAUCAAUAAUCUACAUAUAAGCCGUCGACUGUUCUGUAUAAUCAUCGUCAGCGUUAAUCGUCGCGGACGAUGAGAAAAAAGUUCUCGAGGCGCAGCAGCACGAUACCAAAAUGCAAUUGAUAAUAUUUUGUAAAUAAAAAAAAAAACAAAUAAUCUAACGAUGUCCUUAUAUAGUUGAUGAUAAACUAGUUAUUAAAUAUUACUACGACGAUAUAUCUAAAUUUGGCUGUUAAGAAGAAUAUCGUACGACGAUGAUUUUUGGGCGUGACUGUCGCGGGCUGAUGAUCGUCGAUUGUAUGAAAAAUUGUCGUGUAAGUUUACUAAUUGUAAUAAAGGUAGUUUUUAUCGAAGCAUAUCAUUAAUGUUUAUUGGACAAUGGAUACACCAUAAGUGGUCGCGCGUUCUUACUGUGUCGUGCAAUUAAGUAUAAUCUAUACACACACAACUAAUUAUUUUAUCGAGCUUUCGCGCGAAAUGUAUGAUGUUUCGCGCUGAACAUAUAGAUAUGCAUUUCAGAGUGUUGUAUCGAGUCAGCAAUUAUUUUUAAAUAAAACGGGAUUAAUUAAGUUGA